This is a messenger RNA of Arctia plantaginis, 321 nucleotides long. The record is from the annotation of a GenBank genome assembly. Lineage: Eukaryota; Metazoa; Arthropoda; Insecta; Lepidoptera; Erebidae.
AUGGAACUGAGUCCCGCCUGCCACCACUGCGACUGCAGUGAGGACUCGGCCCAGCACACGCUGGCGGUCUGCCCCGCAUGGGCGACGCAGCGCCGGGCCCUCACUGCAGUCAUCGGAGUGGAUCUCUCGCUGCCGGCCGUAGUACGCUCCAUGGCCGGUAGCGACAGUUGUUUUAUCGCGGUCGCAACCUUCUGCGAGGAAGUAAUCUCGCAGAAGGAGGCGGCGGAGAAGGCCCGGGAGGACGACCUCCACUCGGACCCGAUCCGCCGCCGGCGAAUCGGGCGGCGGAGGCGCGCCUAUCACCGCCUUAUGCCGCCCUGA